Lucilia sericata (common green bottle fly) is the source of this 1031-nucleotide messenger RNA. RefSeq names its product probable chitinase 10. NCBI's taxonomy places the organism in Eukaryota, Metazoa, Arthropoda, Insecta, Diptera, Calliphoridae. The transcript has 2 exons. Bases 81 to 911 code for a protein of 276 amino acids. Gene Ontology annotation, molecular function: chitin binding. The record is from RefSeq and is a predicted model, not a curated record. Gene Ontology annotation, cellular component: extracellular region.
UGAGGUUUAUUUAAAAUGCGAAUUGUGAGAAACUAUUUUCUUUUCAAUAAGUGAAUUUAAAAGGUACCUUUUAAAUAAAUAUGGGGUUCUUAGUGACUUUGUGUGUUCUAAUCAUUCUUGCGAAUCAUCCUAUAUGGUGUCGGGAAUAUGAAGAAUGUCGGGGCAUUACUGAACCUGACACUGUUGUGGCAAGUAAGAAAAGUUGUGCCAAAUAUAUAUUUUGUGAUGGUGAAAAUUCCUAUGAAGGAGAAUGUUUAGCUGGCAAUUAUUUUAACGAAUUGGAGGGAAAUUGUGAUGAUCCGGAAAAUGUUAAAUGUGAUAUUGAACCGAAUGAUGAUGUUAAAAGUAUAUAUGAUGAAGAUUUUAAUCAUAAAGAAAAUGAAACCGAAACUACGGUUGAAGACGGUGAUGAUAAUGAAAAUGUGACAGAUGUGGAUAUAACAGAAAUCGAUGACUUAGAGGAGAUAAAAGGAAAUGUCUUUAAUAUUAACAGUGAAAUGCAACAGCAAACUAUACCCAAAUGUCCACAAUUAAAUGGUUUUCAUAACAUCAAACACAUUGCCAAUACCGAAUCGUGCGUAGCGUUUUACACAUGUUACAAUGGUAAUGCCAUACCCAUGUUGUGUCCGGGUAAAAUGUAUUUCAAUGAAGAGUCGGGUAAAUGUGAACCACAAAUGCCUGAAAGUUGCAAAUCUAGAUUUUCGGUGCGUUUGAACUGCCACAAGGGAGUAUACGACUUUGUGCCUCAUCCUUAUCGUUGUGAAUACUAUUUUUAUUGUCUGAAUGGUUUUUUAAUGAUUAUGCGUUGUCCAUAUGAUUUCACCUGGCAUUAUGAACGUGGUACUUGUGUUCACAAAUCUAAAUCGAAAUGUUAUUUUGAAAAAUCUGUUAUCUAUAACAGAGAUAAUUAAAAACAAACGAUUCUGUUGUGUCUGUGUUUUUUUACGUUUUUUUUUAUUACACUGUAGUAUAUUUAUACUGAAUUUAAAUUUGCCUCCAAUAAAAAGUGAUUGCUUUACUUUUUGCACGUA